This is a messenger RNA of Arabidopsis thaliana (thale cress), 862 nucleotides long. RefSeq names its product Late embryogenesis abundant protein (LEA) family protein (gene LEA7). The transcript is spliced from 2 exons. The coding region runs from base 98 to 607 and encodes 169 amino acids. Gene Ontology annotation, cellular component: cytosol. The record is from RefSeq and is marked reviewed. Lineage: Eukaryota; Viridiplantae; Streptophyta; Magnoliopsida; Brassicales; Brassicaceae.
AACUCACAGUUCCAAACACACAAAAAACACAAGAUCUAAAAAAAAAAGCUUUUAUCAUUUAGAAAAAUUUGGUUUCGAAUUUCUUCGAAGAGUGAAAAUGGCGUCUCAUCAAGAACAGAGUUACAAAGCUGGUGAAACCAGAGGCAAGGCUCAGGAGAAAACUGGGGAAGCUAUGGGAACGAUGGGGGACAAAACACAAGCAGCUAAGGACAAAACUCAAGAGACAGCCCAGUCAGCCCAACAAAAGGCUCAUGAAACAGCUCAGUCAGCUAAAGACAAGACGUCUCAAGCUGCACAAACGACUCAAGAGAGAGCUCAAGAGUCCAAAGACAAGACAGGAAGCUACAUGUCGGAAACUGGAGAAGCAAUCAAGAACAAGGCACACGAUGCAGCUGAAUAUACCAAAGAGACUGCAGAAGCAGGUAAGGAGAAGACCAGUGGGAUCUUGGGCCAGACCGGUGAGCAGGUGAAACAGAUGGCUAUGGGAGCUACUGAUGCGGUGAAGCACACUUUAGGGCUUCGCACUGAUGAAGGAAACAAAGAACAUGUUUCUUCAGCUCCAAGUACUACUACUACGACCACUACUCGUGAGACACAGAGGAAGUGAAGAGGAUAAAUAUUUGUUUCGUGUUCGUGGUUUUCAUGUUUGUUUGCUUUGAUUAGUGUUUGUUGCGUUCGUGAGGUUAUGCCGAUCCUUGUUGUUGUUUAUUGGGUUUGAAUGUACUUCUACGUAUUAUCAUGUAAUGGUUUUCUUUUAUAAAUUGGACACUAGUUAUUUCGGGUGAUUAGUACGGAAAUUACAUAAUUGGUAUUUUAUAAAGUUUUCGUUUUAAACUUUGCCUAAUACGAAGACAUUUACAUC